AUGGCCAAUGACGUCCUUCGUCUGUCCAACUAUCCAUCAGAAUCAUAUCGCAAAACCCUCUCCCCGUCUCAACUAGCUGCACUCUACCAAACGAUCGCAUCGACGUUAGGAUCCGUACUCGCUCUGCCUCCGGAAAAACGCGAUACAAGCUCUGCACGGUCUUUUGUUUCCACCUUCGCGAAGGAUGUAGCUUUUCAGACCCUACAGGGUCUGAUCUGGAAGGACGAGAACGCGACUCAAGCUCAAUCCACAGACGAGAAGACAAUCCGAAAACGAAGUCUCCUGCUAGCAGAAAAGCUGGCGUCGUCCCCAGAGUUGGACGUGCAGACCCUCCUCGACCUAGCCAUCGUCUAUUCACGCACAAAUCCAUCGCGUCUCCAGCCCGUAUUCGCUGCUGCAGCCAAAUCCGACCCUUCUCUAUCCAAAUGUAUCGCCGACGACCUCGCCCCCGGGUUCACACUCCUCCUUCAGCAACAACGACCCAGCGCGCAAGGACUCUACGCCCAACGCAAAGUGGCCGAAUGCAUUAUCUCCUUCCUUCGCGGAGCGAAGCGUACCCCAGAGCUCCUUCGCCCUUUCGCACAGAACAAAGAAUUUAUCCUCGCUCUCGCAUCGUUAUAUGGCACCGGAAUGACUGCAAUCGCUAUCUCCUACGGAGGGAUUCCUGCCCUGAACGCUGGUAUCGCGGCCCAGGAUCGUGAGGCGGACGAUUGGGAGCGGAUUUGGGUGGAGACGAAAGUUGCCUUGUUGGAUGCCUUUCACAUCAUUCUUACGACUCUCUUGGAUGACUUGGCGGCGUGCUCUGCAGGUCCAAGGUUGGCGGUGGAGGCAGAGCGGACGUUCGAUACACUUUUUGCACUGUUGGAGGUGCCUUCGAGCUCAUCAUCUACACCACCCACACCGUUCCUCAACCAGUCGUUGCUGGCGGACUAUCAGCACUCUUAUUCGCUUUCCAAGACGCUCGCAUCGGCGCUGAAGCACGCUGAAGAGAAGGACGUACGACUUGAUCUUCUGGAGAGCACAUUGCAAUCAUUCGACAAUGCAGAAGAGACUUCCGGAGGCCCAAAGAAUGCAGGCGCGCUCAAGAUCCUCCUCCGCUCGUCUGGAAUUCAACCGGGCAUCGACCACCUCGGAACGCGCAACUCCAACUCCAAAGCUCAACCCGCCGUAACAUCGUCCUCUACCCAUGUAGUUGAUAGCAAAGGCAAGGGCAAAUCCCGCGCCCCAGCAGGCGGGGCGUCCCUAGAUGCCAUCCUCUCCGAUCCAGACCUCGAGAUCAAGGCCACGCAGGUGCUGGAUAUCCUCCCCGACACACCUGUCGACUACGUCAAGCUUCUGCUCGCACAUGAUCGGUACGGGCGGAACCCCGAGAAGGUCGUGGAGGCGCUCUUGGAGGGUACGGCGAUGGCUCAGGAAGACCUCGAAAGGGAUCUGAGUGGCGAACAAGAGGCGUGGGAUGGCGGUGCUGUGAAGGAAGAGAUACUUGAGUAUAGUGUCGAGCAGAGGCGGAACGUAUUUGAUGAUGAGAAGCUGGACGUGUCGCGGUUGAGGGUUGGCAAGAAGUCUGCGGGAGAUGAGGUCCUCCGAGAUCACAGCUUCAUGGAACAGAUGAAAGCCGACAUCCUGCGGCGCGCGGAAGCACUCUCGGACGAGGAAGAGGAAGAGUAUGACCCCUUUGCCAACGAGACCUCUAAGGGCAAGGGUAAAGAAAACCCAGCUGAUGGAGGCUCGGUCGCUGGGGAUCAGGGACCAGAUGAUGAUGAGGAUGUAGUCAAGGUUCGUCUUGCCGGAGACGGAGAAGAUAGUGGUACAAGCGAUGAGGAGGAGGAGGAAGAGAAGGAGGAAGUGCAAACGCCGGAGACGCUCAUCGAGUUGGCGUACAUUCGGGAUCCGAAGAAUACCAUCUACUCAGGUUGGGCAGACGAGCAGAUCGAGGGUUGGAAACUCAUGCUCGAACGAACACCUGGCCGCAAGGAAAAGCUUAUGGAGAAGCAUGCUUUCACGGGCAACCAAAAAGGCCUGGAAAUUGCGUCUGGUUCUGGAAGUGGCGGACGAGGAAGAGGAAGAGGUGGUCCGCGUGGUAGGGGUGGUCCUGGCCAGCGAGGGCGAGGCGGAGGAGGCGAUGGAGGAACUGCGCGAGAACGGGCAUGGAAGGACAAGAAUAAAGCUAGUCGCGGGAAUCAUAAUCGCAAGCGGGGGCACGACAAGAAGAUGGCUCGUGCCGGAGCUGGUCCCUCUACUUAG
Molecule: messenger RNA, 2244 nt
Organism: Cyclocybe aegerita
Lineage: Eukaryota; Fungi; Basidiomycota; Agaricomycetes; Agaricales; Hemipholiotaceae
Source: the annotation of a GenBank genome assembly